This is a messenger RNA of Hirsutella rhossiliensis, 987 nucleotides long. RefSeq names its product centromere DNA-binding protein complex CBF3 subunit. NCBI's taxonomy places the organism in Eukaryota, Fungi, Ascomycota, Sordariomycetes, Hypocreales, Ophiocordycipitaceae. The coding region runs from base 1 to 987 and encodes 328 amino acids. Gene Ontology annotation, molecular function: DNA binding. The transcript is spliced from 4 exons. The record is from RefSeq and is a predicted model, not a curated record.
AUGCGCAGACGAUCUCUGCGAUCCACGAGUCUCGGCCAAUACGACCUCGGCGUACGCACCGAAGCAAGAGGAAUCGAGCAAUUCUGCCGCCACAAACAGUACUGUGACGGCGCUACGGUCACAGAGGAGAAGCUCCUCUUCUCGUCGAGGAGGUGGCCGGACGAGACCCGCCUGGCCUGGCGGUCGGUCCGAACUUAUGUCACCGCAAUCACGGAUCUUUACCGGACGCAGAAGGCCCUCGGAAUGAAUACGCACCCGUCGCCGCGCGAGGACAACGUACGAGAGUACCUCAAGUCCCUACAGCGCCGGGACGCCCAACGAGACAGGGAGAACUAUGCCGAUAAAGGCCGCGAUACUCUGCUCGAUGGUUACUCGGAGUCCGAGUUCGAACGAGAGGGCUCGACCCGGUGCAUGCCGCUCAUCUUUACGACACGAGCCGGCAAGCAGAACCAGCACGGCCGCCUCGAGACCGCCGGCGCGUAUCGGAAUAGGAACCCGCUAAUCUGCAUCUUGGGUGGCCUCGUUCUACCUCUUGUAUCGUUGGGAUCUCGGUACGAAGACCAGAUCCGUCGCGCGGGUCGUUGGAACCAGGAGCAGAUGGUCGGCUGUUACCUGAACUCGUUGCCUCGCAAGUUCAUGCGUACGAUGGCCGGGCACCCGCCGCAGGCCGGAUGCUUCGAGAUACGCCGUGCCGGCGUGACGCCGCCGGAGGUCCUGCUCGAUGAUCUGGCCCGAGCUGACAGUUGGCGAGGCCGGUUCGGUCCCGGUACCGAGCAGGAGAACGACCUGGCAGCGAUGGGUUCGACGAACCUCAUCUUCUAUUUACGGGAGGUUGUCUUGCAGGAUUCCGUUGUCCUGAUGAAGAAAUACCCCGGCAGCCCCGUUUGGAACCACCCGGUCUUCCGGCAUCCGGCCUACGCCCCGUUCGCGCACCAGCUAUCGGACUUCGUCCUGAAGAGGAGCGUCCAAGCCAGCUUGCAGUCCUAG